Molecule: messenger RNA, 1830 nt
Organism: Hyaena hyaena (striped hyena)
Lineage: Eukaryota; Metazoa; Chordata; Mammalia; Carnivora; Hyaenidae
Gene: CUNH3orf62
Product: chromosome unknown C3orf62 homolog
Exons: 3
Coding region: 724-1554 (276 amino acids)
Source: RefSeq, a predicted model, not a curated record
AAGUCGGUUCACAAAACUGCUGGGUUCCGUGGCCCUCAGGUUUCUCUCCAUGUUGGCUUGAGAACAGGAACCUUCCCUUCUUGCCAACUUUGGUAAGAAGUGAGAUCGCCCCUCCAGUGGCUUCUGGGGGUUCCGCGCCCCCACCUUCUCCCAGGCGAUUCUGGCCCCCGCAGUCCUCACCAGCCUCCCUCGCUGGGCAGGGGAGGCGGGUGGGGAUCCCGCUAGCUCCGUUCCCCUCUGGACCACAUGGGUUUAAAGAACUAGGUGGUCGUCCAGGCAUUCUUGUCUGACCUUUAACCUUUGGGGGUGGGGGAGGCGCCGUUCCUGGGCACGCGCGGCGACCGUUGGUGGGGGUGGCGGUGUGGCUGCGUUGCCGGGUGAGGACGUGGCCGCGGACCUUCUGCCGUAGGGCCGGAGGCUGGCCGCUGGCGGGGGCCGAGGGUGCUGCAGAGAUGGCUGUACUGGGCGGCAGGGGCGGGCGGGCCCGGGAGCAGGGGGAGGCGGGGCCGAGCGUCCUGGGGCUCCAGAUUGCAGGUUCCUCCCGGAGAACCGCGGGCCACACCCGCCGCACAGGGAGGAAGUCCACCCCUACCCCUACCCCCACCCCCACUCCCACCUGGAGUGUGGGUUACUGUGGCCUCUGUCCUGUGGCGUGGAUCAAGCUCCAGGAGAUGCGCCUUUCGGGGGUGGUUUGCAGCUUGAUAUGUUAAUGUUAUAUUCCUGAUGCUCUGUGCAUUCCUAAUGUAUUACAUAAUAAAGACAUGGUCGCUUUUAGGGGAAAUGUCUGAAAAACUGAGAAGAUGCAGAAAGGAGCUGACUGCAGCCAUUGACCGGGCCUUUGAAGGUGUCAGUCAUUCCAAGGAGUGCUCAGGCCAGCAGAGGCUGGAGCAGGACACCACGCCGCUCUCCUUCCCCCUCCCUGUGCACCGGCUUCUUUGCAGGAGGCACCCGCUGGCAGCCUGCUCCUCCUCCUCCCUUGCUCCUUUCGCUCCAGUCCCUUGUGCUCCUGAGACUGAGAGCCCUGCUUUUGCUCCAAACCAUGCCCCAAUGAACGCAAAGCCACAUGCUUUAUACGCGAAAAGGAAACCUCUGGCCAGUAAAGAAAACGUAUUGACGCAUUCCUCCAUUUUGGCACCGGAAAGACAGUUUUGGAGAGCCACAGGAGAUGGGGAGAACUGGAGAAAAGACAGCCUAAGGAAAGAUAUGGAGAAAGAUUUGAAGGUUGACUCAAACAUGCCACUCAGCAGUUCUAGCCAAGAGGUCACAAAGGAUCUGCUUGAUAUGAUCGACCAUGCAAGCAUCCGAGCUAUUGAAGAACUGGCUGGGAAGCUAGAAUUUGAAAACACGUUGAGCCGCGUGUGUGGCCACUGUGGAGGCUCGCCCUUCAGGGAGGAAACCUGGGCUCUGCUCUCGGACGAGAGCCCUCAGAAGGCCUCAGAUGCAGAGCCUGGCAGCCUCAAGCAGGCUUUCGAUGAUCACAGUAUCGUUGAGACUGUGCUGGACUUGGAAGAAGACUACAAUUUGAUGGCCUCUUUUAAAUACCAAAUUGAGUAAGGACAGCUUUGGUUCUUUCCAGCAGGAGGCUGCCUCUCAGGCAGUGAUUGGUGUCACUGUGGGCCACUGCCGAAUGGCUGGCAGAACUGGGUUACCACACCGUCUUUAACUUCUAGUUGUGUCCCUUUUUGAGCUGAAAGCCCAUUUUUUUUUUAAUUGUUGCUUUGAAAUGUUUCUUAUUGUUAACUUUUUUUUUCACUUUCCUUGAAAUCUCAAAUGUGUUUUUGAUUGACAUUUAAUACACCCAGUACCCAAGGCAGGUAUGGGUCGUGGGCC